AUGCCGUCAAAGGCCAGCGUCGAAUUGUGGCUUCGCGCCCAGGCUGCAAUACGUCAUUCGCGCGGUGAUAGGCAGGCUAGAGCUCCAGCAGGUGUGGCUCAUUUUGACGGCACCUGGCGCGGCAAAAUCCUGGAAGCUGGCGGUGCAGCCAGUCGCGUCAUUGCUCUCAUCUUUUGUUUAUUUCGUCCGACCUGGACAGGCUUCUCUGCAAGUUUGGACGACACGACGGACGAGCAAGGACGACCACCGCGUGCCAACGACAAAGAUUACCAUUCCCGCCAACACGUUUGGAUCGCGAAAACCAAGUUGGGAGACAGCCCCCGCACGCAACCUUCCCGGCGCCACCGCGCCCUUGCCUUUGGGACCUCGUGGCAGGCCUUGCAGCCGCGCGCAGGCACGCACCGGUACAUUUCCGCCAUAGGCCUCGCAGCGGGCGGUGGCGGACCGCAACCACCGGGAGGAGAGUGA
Messenger RNA from Gaeumannomyces tritici R3-111a-1, 468 nucleotides. RefSeq lists its product as hypothetical. Bases 1 to 468 code for a protein of 155 amino acids. The transcript is spliced from 2 exons. The record is from RefSeq and is a predicted model, not a curated record. Lineage: Eukaryota; Fungi; Ascomycota; Sordariomycetes; Magnaporthales; Magnaporthaceae.